CGGCUUCGGCGUCGCCGCCAUCUUUGUUGAUGUGUCAGCUCCUCGGGGGUGUUGAGGGGGACCUCGGUUGGGAGCCAGGGAUCGGCCGUGGUCUCCACGCGUGACUUCCUCGUCCGCCCCGUGUCGGCGGGACCCGGCCAUGGAGACGCUGGCCCGGGAGCCGGAGCUCCAUCGGCCUCGGUAGGGCGCGGCCCGGGGCUGGGGACGGACGAUGUAAAUGAAGAUCAGGAGCAGAUUUGAAGAAAUGCAAAGUGAAUUGGUACCAGUCAGCAUGUCAGAGACAGAGCACAUGGCCUCCAUUUCUUCUGAUGCAAAUACUGGGAAAACACCUGAGUUAAAAGAAGACUUGUGCAACCCAUUUUCUGGUGAUGAAAGCAGCAAAUUAGAAACCGAAUCUGAACUAUUGUCAUUGAACUCGGACAAAAUUUUAUGUCAACCUAAUGAACACAGUUGUCAAAUUGAACAAGAAAACCUUAUUCCAGACUGUGGUGGUGGUGAGAAUUCUUGUGUUAAAACAGACGCGUGCUCAGAAAACUCUGAACAAAUAGAUGACUUUCCUGCUGGGGACUUUGCAAAACAAGUGUCCAAAACAAGUGACCCAGAACAGACGGUGACACAGAUACUGGCAGAGUUGAGGUCCUCUGCAUCUACAGAAGCCAGUGACCCAAAGACGUCCUCAGCAAGCCUCUACGACACAGACUGCACCAGGAAACUCAUUUCUCAGAUAAAGACUGUUUCAACAUCAGAUGAUUUGUUGGGAGAAAUCGAAUCUGAGCUCUUGUCUGCAGAGUUUGCAGAGGAACACCAAGUACCAAAUGGAGUGAAUAAAGGCGAGCACGCCUUAGCCCUGUUUGAGAAGUGUAUGCAUGGCAAGUACUUGCAGCAGGAGCUCACGAUUAAGAAGUUAAUUAAAGAAAAUAAGAAUCAUCAGGAACUCAUCUUAAAUAUUUGCUCAGAAAAAGACAAUUUAAGAGAAGAACUGAAAAAAAGAACAGAAACAGAGAAGCAGCAUAUGAACACAAUUAAACAGUUAGAAUUAAGAAUAGAGGAACUGAACAAAGAAGUUAAAGCUUCUCAAGAUCAGCUAGUUGCACAGGAUGUCACAGCUAAAAAUGCAAUUCAGCAAAUCCACAAAGAGAUGACCCAGAGGAUGGACCAGGCCAAUAAGAAAUGUGAAGAGGCCCGUCAAGAAAAGGAGGCGAUGGUAAUGAAGUAUGUGAGAGGUGAGAAGGAGUCUCUAGACCUCCGCAAAGAAAAAGAAACACUUGAGAGAAAACUUAGAGAUGCAAAUAAGGAGUUGGAGAAAAACACUAACAAAGUUAAGCAGCUUUCUCAGGAGAAAGGGCGGCUGCAGCAGCUCUAUGAAUCGAAGGAAGGUGAAACGUCUAGACUCAUGAGAGAAACAGACAAGUUAAAGGAGGAGAUCAGCUCGUGCGUCAUUAAAGUAAAGUGGGCACAGAACAAGCUAAAGGCCGAGAUGGACUCACACAAGGAAACCAAAGAUAAACUCAAAGAAACAACGUCAAAAUUAACACAGGCAAAGGAAGAAGCUGAUCAGAUCCGGCAAAACUGUCAAGAUAUGAUAAAAACAUACCAGGAAUCAGAAGAAAUUAAGUCAAAUGAGCUUGAUGCAAAGCUCCGAGUCACAAAAGGAGAACUUGAAAAACAGAUGCAAGAGAAGUCUGACCAGCUAGAGAUGCAUCAUGCCAAAAUAAAGGAACUGGAAGAUCUGAAGAGGACAUUUAAGGAGGGUAUGGAUGAGCUCCGGACACUGAGAACAAAGGCAAAAUGUCUAGAAGAUGAACGCUUAAGAACUGAAGACGAAUUAUCAAAAUACAGGGAAAUUAUUAAUCGUCAGAAAGCUGAAAUUCAAAAUUUACUGGAUAAAGUGAAAAUGACAGAUCAGAUCCAGGAGGAGCUUCAGAGUGGUAAACAAGAAAUUGAACAUUUGAAGGAAGAAAUGGAAAGCCUUAAUUCUUUGAUUAAUGACCUACAGAAAGACAUCGAAGGCAGCAGGAAAAGGGAGUCUGAGCUCCUGCUGUUCACGGAGAAGCUCACUAGUAAGAACGCACAGCUGCAGUCUGAGUCCUGCUCUCUGCAGUCACAAGUGGACAGCCUCUCCUGCAGUGAAAGUCAGCUGCAAAGCCAGUGUGAGCACAUGACACAGACCAACGCUCACUUGGAGAGCAGAUUGCUCAGAGAGGAGGAACUGCGAAAAGAGGAGGUCCAGAGCCUGCAGGCCGAGCUCUCCGCUAUGCAGACAGAAGUUAAAGCCCUGAGCACCCAAGUGGAAGAACUGAAAGAUGAGUUAGUAACACAGAGGCGCAAACAUGCCUCCAAUGUCAAGGAUCUUAGCAAACAGCUUCAGCAAGGUACUCAUGUCUUGCAUGUUGAGCCCCAGAAUCUUGCUUUUCUGUCUUCAGGGUCACUUAAUGCUCGCAGCAGUGCUGAAGACCGAUCUCCAGAGAAUACCAGCUCCUCGGUGGCUGUGGACAACUUCCCGGAAGUGGACAAGGCCAUGCUGAUUGAGAGGAUAGUGCGGCUGCAGAAAGCGCAUGCCCGGAAGAAUGAGAAGAUAGAGUUCAUGGAGGACCACAUCAAGCAACUGGUAGAAGAGAUAAGAAAGAAAACCAAAAUAAUUCAGAGUUACAUUUUACGAGAAGAAUCAGGCACACUUUCUUCAGAAGCAUCUGAUUUUAACAAAGUGCAUUUGAGUAGACGCGGUGGCAUUAUGGCGUCCUUAUACACAUCCCAUCCCGCUGACAGUGGGCUAACACUGGAGCUCUCUUUGGAAAUCAACCGAAAAUUACAGGCUGUUUUGGAAGAUACAUUGCUAAAAAAUAUUACUUUGAAGGAAAACCUGCAAACACUUGGAACAGAAAUAGAACGCCUUAUUAAACACCAGCAUGAACUGGAGCAGAGGACGAAGAAAACCUAACAAAAAACUCUUGCCCAGUAGACAGACAAGAGCCGCAGACCAGCAGGUGCCACUGUCCAGUGUCCUGAAACAGCCCUUGCUUUGUGUCAACUAAUCAAAAGUUCAUUUUA
Molecule: messenger RNA, 3048 nt
Organism: Peromyscus maniculatus bairdii (prairie deer mouse)
Lineage: Eukaryota; Metazoa; Chordata; Mammalia; Rodentia; Cricetidae
Source: RefSeq, a predicted model, not a curated record